This is a messenger RNA of Fusarium verticillioides 7600, 620 nucleotides long. Its product is annotated as 30S ribosomal protein S19. Lineage: Eukaryota; Fungi; Ascomycota; Sordariomycetes; Hypocreales; Nectriaceae. The record is from RefSeq and is a predicted model, not a curated record. The transcript is spliced from 4 exons. Bases 93 to 368 code for a protein of 91 amino acids. Gene Ontology annotation, biological process: ribosomal small subunit assembly; translation. Gene Ontology annotation, cellular component: ribosome; cytosolic small ribosomal subunit. Gene Ontology annotation, molecular function: structural constituent of ribosome; RNA binding.
CGAUCGGAAAAACGACUUCCCGGCUAGAUCCGUCGCAUGAAGCUUGGUGAUGCCGGCCUGAAAUUUCGAGGGAACGACAUGUGCCAGCGAUAAUGCACGCGACACGGGUUCUUCUUAAGCGAUCAGUGUGGAAGGGGCCGCACUUGGUACCCCUACCCAUUGUAUGGCCCAAGUCUUCUAGCGAUAAGGUGCCUCCUGUGCGAACACAGGCUCGAUCAGCCACGAUUCUGCCCAACUUUGUCGGUCUCAAGUUCGAGGUGCACAAUGGAAAGGAUUACCAUGAGGUGACCAUUACAGAAGAUAUGGUUGGACACAAGCUUGGCGAAUUCUCACCAACACGAAAGCCAAAUAUCUGGGACAAGAGGUAGAAUAUCAAAUAGGGACUGGAAUCUGGGUAUACCCAUGUACAAAAGACUACAUGUAACAUCACUAGAGCAAUGACUUCAACGAAGGGAUCCAUUCGCAUAUUCAGGCGAUCUGUUGUAACCAGCUAUGACUUUCCUGGUUUUCAUAUUUGAUAUCAUGUACGGACCCAAAUCCUUCCGUGAACGCCAAACCGAAACGCCUUGCAGUCAUGUAAUCAGAUCCGUACUCAGCGGUAGAACUCGCUACGCUUGACG